Stylophora pistillata is the source of this 5800-nucleotide messenger RNA. RefSeq lists its product as uncharacterized. NCBI's taxonomy places the organism in Eukaryota, Metazoa, Cnidaria, Anthozoa, Scleractinia, Pocilloporidae. The record is from RefSeq and is a predicted model, not a curated record.
GUCUAGAACUUUUUAUAUAUAUAUUGGUUGAUUCUUCGCCGUUUUUGGCCAUGUAAGACUGGAAAAUCUUACUUUUUCUGACAGAACAGAACACAGAAUACAAAAGGACAUUAAACUCGCUUCAAAAUGAGCCAGAUUCCGUCAGGACUUUCGCGUUUAAAGACCCCAAGUAGAAUUGUUAAACCGGUUCAAGGUGGCAGUGUAGGUGCAGGAUCUCAACCUUCAGCUCCUUCGGUAAAACCACGUGGAUCUGUUGGUAAUUCUUCUCAGGCAGGAUCGUCUACAGUACAACCGAGAACUAGUCCUUCGGGAGCUAAACUUAACCAGAUGUCAAGUGGAGUUACUCGAAGAGGAAUGCAAACCAGCAGUAAUGGCAAGUUGAGCGCAAGCCGUGACCGCUUGGUUAGUCCACGGGGAUCUCUAACUGGAGUAGAGGUUGCUCAACCGAGACUACCUUCAAGAGAGAAAUCUCAAACAAGACUGCAGUACAGAAGAGAGAGUUCUAGUUCUAGUUUACGCGGAGCUUCAUCGAGAGCUGAAGGUGCUCCUGUGAUAAGGAGACGUGGCGAAGUUUCUCGGGCACCUUCAGAAAGUCAAAAUCAAACUGUGGCUGUUGACUCAUCAAAGUCAAAUUUACUUAGCUUGUUCAAACUAGGUGAUCGUGUGUUGGUUGGAAACUCGAAUCCUGGCGCUAUAGCUUUUAUUGGACAGACAAAAUUUGCCAAGGGUGACUGGGCUGGAGUUGUUCUUGAUGAGUGUGUCGGUAAAAAUAAUGGAAGUGUACAAGGAGUGCGUUAUUUUGAAUGCGACCCGGGUCAUGGGAUAUUUACAAAGCUUGAGAAACUCACUAAAAUUAACCAAAUCGGCGGUGGGAGAACUUCAUUGAGCGAUGGUAAGGCGGAAAAAGAGAAAGCAAACUUAGAAAUCGGCUACCGUGUCGUCGUAAGCGGUACUAAACAUGGAGUAGUUAGGUAUCUUGGAGAAACUGGAUUUGCUAAAGGCGAAUGGGCUGGUAUUGAACUAGACGAGCCACUGGGGAAAAACGAUGGAGCCGUCGCUGGAACAAGAUAUUUCCAGUGUGAGCCUAACUUUGGAUUGUUUGCUCCACUGCAUAAAGUUGCCAAAUCAAGUUUACCUCUGCCACCCAGACUUCAAGCACAGCUACCUCAAGGAAAUGAUGUACAGAACUCUUUGGGUGCACUUGGAAGUAACAGUUCUAUUAAUUCAGUUUCUUCAACCCUUAGUGAAGCCUCCUCAACCCCCAAGCUAUCUGCAUUAAAUACCUCACAGAUUAUCUCAAGCCCUGAACCAGAGGUGUCUGAAGUUAAAUCAUCACCACCACCACCACCACCACCACCCCCCUCAGGAUCCACACAGACUCCUGUAUCAUCUGGUCUGGUGACAUCACAAUUGGUGGCUUUGCAGACAUCUACUGUCAUGAAAGAUAUUUCAGGUUAUAUUGUUAAAAAAAAGGAGGAAGCACUGGAAGACAGAGAAAAGCAAAUCCAGUCCUUACUGGCAGAGAGAGAGUUUGAAAGAGCAGAAGUUGCCAAUGCUACAAGUCAAGUUACUAAGGUUGAGGAAGAAGUUGGCAAACUAAAGGAACAACACAAUGAGGCUAUUCUUGAGAAAGAAAAGAGCAUCAGUGAACUCCAGAGUUUGCUUGAAACAGCAAACAAGGAAAAAGAUGACCUCCAGUCACAGCUGGAGGAAGAGAAAAGGAGGGUGGAAGAUUUGCAAUUUAAAUUAGAGGAAGAAGAGAUUACUCUUGGAGAUGAACUUAAGAUUGAGCAGAAAGAAAUUGAAACACUCGAGAUUGAACUAAAAGAAAAGGUUGCCUCACUUUCCAGACUUAAGAAGGAGCUUGAAACCACACAGAAUGAAAAAGGCACAGCAUUAUCAAAGAUUACAGAAUUAGAGAGUGCUUUGUCUGAAUCAAAUACUGUAGUUUUAGAUUUGCGGACGUCAGUCAGUGAUUCUAAUAGCAAGAUUAGAGAGUUGGAGGCAACACUGUUUGCAAAGCAAGCGGAGCAUUCUGGUGAUGCCAACUUAAGAGAACUACAGCUCAAAGAGAAUUCUGAAAAGAUUAGUUCUUUGGCAAAAGAGUUAGAGGGACAUACUAAGACCAAGACAGGCCUUGAAAGUGAGAUUAAAAUCUUGAAAUCAGAACUUGUGAAGUCAAGGGAAGAGAGUGAAGCUUUGCAAAAAGAGAUUUAUGAUCUUACAGAAAAGCUCCACAACAAGGAAGAUGAAUUUUCUUCUCUGUGCAGUGAGCUUCAAGUGAUCAAGGUCACAACACUUGAACUUCAAAAACAGCUUCAUUUAAGUGAAGUCAAAUCAGAGAAUCUUGCUGCAGACAAAGCUAAAUUGGAGUCACAAAUUGCAGAAUUGGCAAAGAAUUCUGGUGAUAGUUCAGAAAAGCUGGUUUACCUCAAUGAACAACUCAGAGAAAAGGACAGGACUUUGGAUAAUUUGAAAUCUACCUCAGCUGAAGCUCAAGUCCAGAUUGGCAGGCUGACAGAAGAUCUUGCACAGGCAAAGGAGAAACACGAUAAAGAUAUGCUAGAGUUAAAGAAAUCCCACCACGAUCAGACUCAAGCUACAGAUAAAAUAGUACAAAACCUGAAAUCCGAGCUUGAGGAAAGUUUAAAAAAUAGAGAAGAUAUGAAAAGUGCACAUCAAGCCAAAUUGCAAGAUCUUACGCAAACCAAGGAUACUGAGCGUUCAGCUGUUGAGGAGGAAAUUAAACAAAAAAUUGGAGAGAUAAACUUGCUCACUCAAGAGUUGCACAAGUUGAAAACUCUACAGCAGGAGACUUUAAAAGAGAACACAGAAUUGUCUGGAUUAAAGGAACAGUUCAGUAAGCUUCAGUCUGAAUACAAGGCAUCACAAGAUCAACUUACAACACUGCAGUUGCAGCUGGAAUCUUUGAAAGCUGAGAAGGGUCUUGUUGUGGGGGCUCAAGAAGAUGCAGAGAAAAAACAACAAGAACUAACAGAACAGUACUCAGCACUCCAACAAGAGCAUCAAAGCUUGGUCCAAUCAUUUGACACUGUCUCCAAGGAAAACUCAUCAAGAAAAGAAGAGGUGGAAGCUCUUAGUAAGGCAAGGGACAUCACUGAAAAGGAGAAAUGUGACAUGGAAACAAAACUGGAAGAACUGAAAACUCAUUGUGACAGUCUUCAGAAGGAGGUUGAAGAUGCAAGGUCUUUGGCAAACAGCAAAGAAGAACAACUGCAUUUGCUCAGUUCAUCUUCUUCAGAUGCAGAAGCAGUGAUUUUGAAAUUGAGGAGUCAAGUGGAAGAUGCUCGUACACAGAGAGACCAAGUUACAAAGGACGUAAAUAUCCUCUCACAGGAGAACCAGUCACUCAAGCAAAGUGUCAAUGCUCUAGAGAAGGAUAAAGCAGAUGUAGCAGUGGAAAAGGACAAGCUUCAAGCAGCAAUUAUGGAUGCAAGCAAUAAAAUUGAUGGCAUGAGUGUUGAAUUAGAAGAAGCCAAUAAAAGGGAAAAUUAUGCAAAAAAUGCCGCAGAUGCUGUAAGGAAAGAAUUGGAGAUAAAGUUACAAAAUGCGGAAUUACUAGCAAAGAAAAGAGAAGAAGAAGUCAAUAGUUACAGAAAAGAGAAUGAAAUGCUAAAGAGUAGACUUGAGAAAAGCUUCAGCAAUCCUACAUCCACUCAGUCUGUCAACGCUUCUGAUAUGGAGGCAGUGAUGAGCAAGCUUAGAGAAACAGAGGACUUGUUAGAAGCAGUGCAAACAGAAAAAGGAAACUCAGAGGCACAGGUUGACUUUUUAAAUUCUGUGAUUGUGGACUUGCAGAGGAAAAAUGAAGAAGCAGAGAAGAAAAUUGAGCUGUUCAUGAUGGGAAAUGUUCCAGACACAAACGGCACCCUUAAUUUAUCCGAUGAUGAUGAGCCGGCGAGACCGGGAAUAAGGCAGCGGUUGUUCUGCGACAUUUGUGACGUUUUCGAUCAGCAUGAUACGGAUGACUGCCCACUGCAGUCUUCAGAUGCACCUGACAACCUGGGAACCCAGUAUCAUGGAAACAGAAAUGAGGACAGACCGUAUUGUGACAUCUGUGAAGUUUUUGGACACUGGACUCAAGAUUGCGACGAUGAAGAGACGUUUUGAGAGGCGCGUCGUGGAGGUUGACAUGCGAGCUAUGAAAGACAGCGAUCUGUUGUCCCCACCCCGUAUUUUUGGUGUCUAAUGCCCAGAGUUACUAACAGCAAGCAACACUGAACCUUUUUUAUGGGGUUAAAGGAUCUAUUUUUACCUUCACGUUUCCAUGGGUGAAUGAUCCGACUUUUCCUGAAUCGUUUUCAUGACGCGGGCGGAGGUGGAGCGCUGGUGUCGAUGCGAAAGGAGAACGAGAUGAAUCUAUUACCUAUUGUUCUAUCUUCUCUCUCUCUUCGAUUCGCAUUCCUGUGGACUGCGUGCGUGUUAUAAAGACGAAAAGCGGAUUCCAAAUAGUUUCUGUGGUUUUUUUUCUUUUUUUUUUACUUAUUUUUUUUACAUUAGUAGCACACAGUUCGUUUUAGCCUCUACCUGUGUGACCAACGACAGCUGACUUAUUUAACUCCCGAAGAUGAUUAUUAGAUGAAUUCUCUAUGCAAUAUCAACAAAUAAUCUAGCAGACAAGUACUGAGAAUAGACAAAGUUACCAGCUAGCAAUCAUGGUUAUUGCAUAGGGCACCAAAUUCUUACUAAGGGAUAUAGAGUAGUUUGAUGGGAGAAUCAAAGGACGGGAGUUCCGUAGAGUCGAACAUUAUGAUUAAUGAUCGCAGACUUUUAAUUUGAGCGAUCCAAGUGAGUCUAAUUUAACCUUUUUGGGGGGUGGGAGUAUGGGAUAAUUACACCUUUUUGGGGGUAGGGGGUGCUGAGAAUAUGGAACACAAUUGAGCGUUAUUGCAUUAUUCACCUGCCUUAUUUAUUACAAAACUGUUUUUUACUCUUUUUCAAGCAUUAGAUUAAGGGUCAAGUAUGUGCACAACAGUUUUCCGUGAGAACUGGUGCAUGGGGUUACGAGAGGUGCGUAAACGCUAUAGUUAGACAAAUUUGAUGUGCGGCAUGAAUUAACAAUGAUUGGAAUAUUGAACAAAAAUAUAAUGGAAUAUUCAAAUAGUAGUCAAAGUGAUUGCUUGACUCGCUGGUAUAUUACAGUGCGAUGAAACUGAGGUAUUUAGAGUAAUGGCGGAUGAAGAAAGCCAGAGUGCAAGAGCUCUUAAUCUUCAACGUUGGAAAUCUGAUUUUGUUUGUUUUGGUUUGAUUUUUUUUUUUUUUUUUCGUUUUAUGCCAGUUCCCUUGUCCUUUUAUUUUUCCAGGAAGGGUUAUUGUAUAUUCUGAAUCUUUGCUCUCGCACAAGGUUUGCUCCAAAGAGGUAGACUACGAAAAGUCCCUCCUUUUUAGCAGUCCGUUCACUCCUUUGCGCAAGUAAAAAAAAAUGGAAAAAGGAAGAGAUUGAUAUUAGCGAGCCGCCCGGAGCUCUGGGAAUGAGUCACCUUUCUUUUUCCCAGAGUUGCGAGCGGCACGCUAACAUUUUUUCUUUUUUUAACGCGCGACGUACUUUGCCGAAGAGCAGGGACUCCUUGUAGCCUAUAGAAGAGGUUACUAUCAUAUAUUAUUGUGAAGAAAAUAUGCAGCGGGGAUUUUUUAUCCCCUUAUUGUCUAUCAUAAUGGUGGCCUUACUACAUAUUGGCGUUUUUUAUAAAUGAAUAAGGAACCUACUGCCACACUAUUAAGCAAAUUAUUUUUUAAUAAAGAUAUAGAGUAAUGGGUAAACACCAUUUGCUUCUAUUGA